AUGGCGACUCCCAACUCCAAGAAACCGCUGACUGACCGUUCGAAUGCGUCUCCAUCGGUGCGGAGUGGCUCCACGAAUAGCCCAAGUAGGUCUGCUGCCGCGAGCACUAUGCCGGCGAGUUCAGGUCAAGGCCUCGCUCGUACCCCUUCUAUCCGACAAACCCGGCCCUUGCGAAAAGCGCCGAGUCGCAUGAGCACUUCCUUUCCCUCCUCCGUCGAACCGGAAGUCGAAGACGACGAGAGCAAAUCGGUAAAUGCGCAGUUGAUCGCCGAUUUGAAAGAGCAGGUCCAGCGGGCUGAACAGGCGUCUGAACAAUAUAGAAAGCAAUUGGAGAUGAUGCAGCAACGUUUGGAUGAAGCGGCGGCGGAGCAGACCAGUGCGGAGGAACGAGAUUACCAGAGACAAUCGGAAUUGGAUCGAUUGAAAGCGGAGAUCAAGGAUCUCAACAGACAACGCCGAGAACUCGAACUGGCAUACAGCGAGGAUAAACAAACCUUUCUGCACGAGCGCGAAAGACAAGCAGGCAAGGAGGCAGAUCUGCAAUGUGUAAUUAGCAGGUUGAAUGAGGCAUUGCGGACUCGGAGCGCGGAAAGAAUCAGCGCCAGUCGUUCCGCAAGUAACACGAAUUCCCCUUUGCCGGAUACAAGUGAACCCGGCGAGACAAACAAGCGGGACGAGCCGGAUCCAGACUUGCUUCAGACGCUGCGGCAAAAGGAAACCGAUCUUGAAAGUCUCCGAUAUGAUCUGGCCGAAGCACAAUUGAAGCUUGCCGAACAGGAACACGUGGGCGACAGCAGGCUCCAGACACUGGAGACAGCCGUCAUGGAGUUGAAAAUGCAGAAUGCGAGGCUUGUGGAAGAGAACGAGAGUUUCCAGAUGCUCCUAAGCGAGAAGACUUUGAAGGGAGACUUUGUCCACCAUCACCACAACGAUGAAGAGGUUGGUGGAAUGAGCACGCUCGCCGAGGAACUUGAGUCCACCGAGGAGGACCCUGAAGGUCAGGGCGAAGCCUAUAAGAAGCUUGAAGCCGAGGUGAAGGCGGCCAAGGAGGAGAAUAAGGCUCUCACGCUGUAUAUCGACAAAAUCGUCGGGCGGCUACUUCAGCAUGAAGGAUUCGAGCACAUCAUCCACGACAAAGAGGAUCGACCGCCGCCUCCGACCAAGCCAGUUGUCACCGAGAAGGCGCUUCCAUCGGUACCAGAUCAGCAGGCGAGUGGAGCGGCAGGAGGAGUCACCAACAACUUUCUACAGAGGGCCAGAUCGGUCGUGUCACGUCCCGGGGCCAGAGGGCGUCCCAUGUCGUACGCUCAGCCGCCAGCCACGCCGUCGGCGAACGAGAACCCAGAAACGGCACCUAGCAUCCCACUGAACCGGGGACAUCGUCGGACUCGAUCUGACCAGGCGCAGGCCGACAUGGCAGCUGCAGCGGUUGUGCAGCAAAUGAAUCGUGCGUCUCCCAUGCGGACCGCGUCUGGAGGACCGCUGAGUCCAGGGAUUCGACCGCUCAGUCCUCAGUUGGCCCAACAGCGGCGGAGUUCCUACUUUGGGGCACCAGCUGCCACUCCUCGCGCGCUGUCAGGCUCGGGUCUGGGUGCGGCAGGAGGAAGCUCAGCCAACAGUGUCGCCAGCGAGAACAGCGAAGAUGUCAAAUCUAACACGGAUGGAAGUUCUACCGCCGCAGUGACAGGCGGGCACAGCCAGAGUCAAGGACCUGGACAAGGACAGGGCAAUGGCAAUAUUCCUGGAGCGGUGAUGAAGCAGAACCAAUUGAGACCCUUACGGUUGGUUCAGGAGCAGAGCCAGCUGGAUGAGGACAUGCAGAAACGAGCCAACAGGGGAAGUUGGAUUGGAUGGCUCCGCGGCAGUACGAUUGAGGCCCAACAGGACUAG
Messenger RNA from Capronia coronata CBS 617.96, 1890 nucleotides. RefSeq lists its product as uncharacterized. The transcript has 2 exons. Bases 1 to 1890 code for a protein of 629 amino acids. The record is from RefSeq and is a predicted model, not a curated record. NCBI's taxonomy places the organism in Eukaryota, Fungi, Ascomycota, Eurotiomycetes, Chaetothyriales, Herpotrichiellaceae.